AUGAAGUCCUCCGAUAUCGAUCAGGAUUUAUUUACAGACAGUUACUGCAAGGUGUGCAGCGCGCAACUGAUCUCGGAGUCUCAGCGCGUGGCCCACUAUGAGAGCCGAAAACAUGCCAGCAAAGUCCGACUGUACUACAUGCUUCACCCCAGGGAUGGGGGCUGUCCUGCCAAGCGGCUCCGCUCGGAGAACGGAAGUGACGCCGAUCUGGUGGAUAAAAACAAAUGCUGCACUCUCUGUAACAUGUCCUUUACCUCUGCGGUGGUGGCCGACUCGCAUUAUCAAGGCAAAAUCCACGCCAAAAGGUUAAAACUGUUGCUAGGAGAGAAAACCCCAUUAAAGACCACAGGUCUGAGGCGCAAUUACAGAUGUACCAUCUGCAGUGUCUCUCUAAACUCCAUAGAGCAGUACCAUGCCCAUCUGAAGGGGUCCAAGCAUCAGACCAACCUGAAGAACAAAUAGUGAAAACAUCAAUCAAGAGAUAAGACGGGAAUGCCAGCAUUCUCUGCCAUGGAGAAUUGCUCAUCAACCACCGGAGGAGGAUUCUUUCUGGAACAAUGAACAUUUCUUACCAGGAUUCCCAGAUAAACAUAACGGAUCUUGAUUUUUGGAAAGUGAAAUUUGGUUUCUUUUCCUUCUUCUUCUUUUUAUUUAUUUAUUUAUUUAUUUGGAAU
Messenger RNA from Lepus europaeus (European hare), 674 nucleotides. It is a transcript of the gene ZMAT4, whose product is annotated as zinc finger matrin-type 4. Bases 1 to 462 code for a protein of 153 amino acids. Gene Ontology annotation, molecular function: zinc ion binding; nucleic acid binding. Lineage: Eukaryota; Metazoa; Chordata; Mammalia; Lagomorpha; Leporidae. The record is from RefSeq and is a predicted model, not a curated record. The transcript has 5 exons.